AUGGGUGUCAAACAUAACAAAACAUACGGGCUUGCUCUUUGUCGUGGUGAUGUCUCAGAAAUUGAUUGUGCUGCCUGUGUUAUUGAGGCAAGACAAGUAGCAACAUUCGCUAGGAAUCACAUAAAAAAUUUCUGUGGCCAAAUUGACAAUCAAACUGUGAUCUAUGCUUGGAACACUCAAAAUGUAAGUGAUCCCAAUUCAUUCAAUCCAAAGGUGAGAUAUUUACUUACAGAACUAGCUCAUCAAGCUUCAGAGAGCCCAAAGAUGUACAAGGCUGGAGUGUUAAAGCUCGACGAAUCAAGGAACCUCUAUGGUUUGGUUCAAUGCACAGGAGACCUUUCUGGAAAUGAUUGUACUAAGUGUCUUGAAGGUGCAACCAAGCAACAACCAGAUUGCUGUGAUGGGAAACAUGGAGGGAGGGUUAUAAUUAACUGGGAGUUGCAACAUGAGAUAUGA
Quercus robur (English oak) is the source of this 456-nucleotide messenger RNA. Its product is annotated as cysteine-rich repeat secretory protein 38-like. The record is from RefSeq and is a predicted model, not a curated record. The coding region runs from base 1 to 456 and encodes 151 amino acids. The transcript has 2 exons. NCBI's taxonomy places the organism in Eukaryota, Viridiplantae, Streptophyta, Magnoliopsida, Fagales, Fagaceae.